Messenger RNA from Oldenlandia corymbosa var. corymbosa, 2386 nucleotides. Lineage: Eukaryota; Viridiplantae; Streptophyta; Magnoliopsida; Gentianales; Rubiaceae. The record is from the annotation of a GenBank genome assembly.
AGCCAAACACGGCCUUAUAAACAAAUUUACUUUACAAUUACCAUUUUUUCCUUCCCCACUUUGAGAUAUAUUAUCCGAUCUUCAAAAAAAAUUUCACAUUUCACAACCCAAAAACCCUAAUUUACUCCAUUAUCAGUUCAGAAUUUGAAAUCUGACCCGUUCAAAUAAUCCCAUUUCCAUUAGAACCAUUCAAAUAAGUAUUUUUGCAUUGGAAUUAGAAGAAGGAUUCGAUUUACCAUGGCGAUGAUUGAUGAACCUUUGUAUCCAAUCGCUGUGUUGAUCGACGAAUUGAAGAACGAAGACAUUCAGCUCCGCCUGAACUCGAUCCGGCGGCUUUCCACGAUCGCUCGUGCCCUUGGAGAGGAAAGAACACGGAAAGAGCUGAUUCCGUUUCUGAGCGAGAACAAUGACGACGACGAUGAGGUGCUGCUUUCUAUGGCGGAGGAAUUGGGGGUAUUUGUGCCCUAUAUCGGCGGUGUUGAGCAUGCCAACGUGUUACUGCCUCCCCUCGAAGGGCUUUGCAGCGUCGAGGAGACAUGUGUUAGGGAUAAAGCUGUGGAGUCGCUCUGUAGAGUUGGAUCUCAAAUGAGGGAAGCUGAUUUGCUUGAAUACUUUAUUCCACUCGUAAAGAGGCUAGCUGCGGGUGAGUGGUUUACAGCUAGAGUUUCGUCUUGUGGAUUGUUUCAUAUUGCUUAUCCAUCAGCUUCGGAGGCGUUAAAAACUGAGUUAAGAACUAUAUACAGCCAAUUAUGUCAAGAUGACAUGCCUAUGGUGAGGAGAGCUGCUGCAACGAAUCUCGGGAAGUUUGCUGCUACAGUUGAACCAUCUUAUUUGAAGACUGACAUCAUGUCAAUGUUUGAGGAUUUGACUCAUGAUGACCAAGAUUCUGUUCGCCUGUUGGCUGUUGAAGAUUGUGCUGCCCUUGGGAAGCACUUGGAUCCCCAAGAUUGUGUUGCUCAAAUUCUCCCUGUCAUCGUUAAUUUCUCUCAGGAUAAGUCUUGGCGAGUUCGUUAUAUGGUUGCUAACCAACUGUAUGAAUUAUGUGAAGCUGUUGGACCAGAGGCCACAAGGACGGAUUUGGUUCCUGCAUAUGUCCGGCUACUUCGAGACAAUGAAGCUGAAGUCCGUAUAGCUGCUGCAGGAAAAGUAACCAAGUUCUGCCGUAUUUUGAGCCCCGAACUUGCAGUCCAGCAUAUCCUUCCUUGUGUGAAGGAAUUGUCAUCGGACUCGUCCCAGCACGUUCGUUCUGCCUUGGCAUCAGUCAUCAUGGGAAUGGCACCUGUUUUAGGGAAGGAUGCAACUAUAGAGCAGCUCCUGCCUAUUUUCCUUUCUCUUCUGAAGGAUGAGUUCCCUGAUGUUCGGCUGAACAUUAUUAGCAAGCUUGAUCAAGUGAACCAGGUGAUUGGAAUUGAUCUGCUUUCCCAGUCUCUUUUGCCAGCUAUUGUAGAGCUUGCAGAAGAUAGACAUUGGAGAGUUCGACUUGCAAUUAUCGAGUACAUACCGUUAUUGGCUAGUCAGUUGGGUGUUGGGUUCUUUGAUGAUAAGCUUGGUGCUCUUUGCAUGCAAUGGCUGAAAGACAAGGUUUACUCAAUUCGGGAGGCAGCUGCAACUAAUGUUAAGCGACUUGCAGAAGAAUUUGGUCCAGAAUGGGCAAUGCAGCACAUUAUUCCACAGGUUUUGGAGAUGAUUACAGACCCACAUUACCUUUACCGGAUGACCAUCCUUCAUGCAAUUUCACUUCUUGCUCCUGUAAUGGGUUCUGAAGUUACCUGCUCUAAACUUCUACCCGUAAUUGUUGAGGCAGCUAAAGACAGAGUACCAAAUAUGAAGUUCAAUGUCGCAAAAGUCCUGCAGUCUCUCAUUCCGAUUGUUGAUGAGUCUGUAAGUCGACUUCAAUUCUCUUAGUAUUCGACUUCACAUUUUUCCUCUUUCUGAGUGAAGUUCCAGGUUUUGUGGUUGAAAUUUACUAUAGUAUAAAAUAUUUCCGCUAUUAUAUGAAGCUCUUGCUAACAAAAAGGUUUCUUUAACACAGGUUGUGGAGAAGUCAAUCCGACCCUGUCUUGUUGAGUUAAGUGAAGAUCCAGAUGUCGAUGUGAGAUAUUUUGCAACUCAAGCCCUUCAGUCAACAACAGAACAGGUUAUGAUGUCAAGCUAAAAGCGACGUAUGAAUGAGGCGUUUUUCCUAUUUACAGUUAGCGAUUUUUGAUGCAACAGUUGUGUUUUGUCGUAGGUUGUUCAGGAUUCAUUGGCAUUGUUCAUAAGCUACAAUCUCUAACAUCUGUUUAGGGAAAGUUGAACCCACAAAUGUUGUGGUCUGUAACACACAUUUACCGUAAUGAUGAAUGCAUUUUGGCUUCUAGUUUAGAAGUUUUUGCACAAUGAGCAC